AUGUGCGAGUAUAUAGCACAGUCGUACAUCAUGCUGCUCACCGUCUGUCUCCUGCUGUCUGUCUUCUCUCUGUUCGGAGGAUUAGAGAGUGGUAUUGUUGGAGGCAAAGAGGUUAAACCCCAUUCCAGACCAAACAUGGCAUCUCUCCAGUAUAGAAGACAACAUAAGUGUGGAGGGAUGCUGAUUAGUGAUGAUUAUGUGCUGACAUCGGCUCACUGUUUGGACAAGACCACCAACUUCUUAGAAGUUGUUCUGGGAGCUCACAAUAUUAGCCAGAACGAGGACAGCCAGCAGAUUAUCCAAGUAGACAAGUACAUCAGAAAUCCUAAGUAUGAAAAUGAUGGCUUGACCUAUGAUAUCAUGUUACUAAAGAUGAAGACCAAAGCUGUGCGAAAUGAGUUUGUGGAUGUUAUUGAGCUACCUAAGAACAAUGAGGAUAUUCCUGCCCAUGUGGAAUGCUCCAUUGCUGGCUGGGGCAUGAAAAAACCCGGAGGAAGAGCAUCAGAUGUUCUGUGGGAAGUCAGCCUCAAACUACAGUUCAGCUUUGAAUGCAAAAACAAGUGGAAACACCAUUUCAACUCUGAGAAAAUGAUCUGUAGUGUCUCGGAUGGGAAAAGGGCGUUCUGUCAGGGUGAUUCUGGCAGUCCUCUUUUUUGUGACUCUGAACUUAAAGGAAUGGCUGCAUACACAUAUCCUUAUGACUGUACAUACAAGAAAUACCCUGAAGUCUAUAUGAAAAUAUCUGCCUUCCUCCCGUGGAUUAAGAAAAACAUUAAGUGAUUGAAAUAGCAUCAUCUAUGCACAUAAAUGAUCUAUCAUGUGUUUAAGCCUAAAAAGCUCUUUUACUAAUUCUUGCCU
Molecule: messenger RNA, 858 nt
Organism: Sinocyclocheilus anshuiensis
Lineage: Eukaryota; Metazoa; Chordata; Actinopteri; Cypriniformes; Cyprinidae
Product: granzyme B-like
Exons: 6
Coding region: 1-780 (259 amino acids)
Biological process (GO): proteolysis
Molecular function (GO): serine-type endopeptidase activity
Source: RefSeq, a predicted model, not a curated record